This is a messenger RNA of Sungouiella intermedia, 2496 nucleotides long. The record is from the annotation of a GenBank genome assembly. Lineage: Eukaryota; Fungi; Ascomycota; Pichiomycetes; Serinales; Metschnikowiaceae.
AUGGAUUAUUCCACACUUACCAAUGGAAUAUUGGCUACAUUGAAUGCCAGCCAGAAAGAUGCGGCUACGUGUCCAUCGUCUGGAGUACUUCAAAUCGUGGCCGGUCCUGGAACCGGAAAGACCAAGGUUUUGGUCUCGAGAGUCGCAUACCUACUACUUCACGAACAGAUUCUGCCCCACAACAUUAUUGUCACGACAUUCACCAAGAAAGCAGCCAACGAGAUGAUGGAGCGACUUCGAGAAAUGCUCAAAGGUACAGACAUUAUCGUUGGAAACCUCCUUAUAGGCACCUUCCACAGUAUAUGCUACAAAAUCAUCCAGAAGUUUGGUAAACGCAUAGGUAUAGAGAAUUACGCCAUUGCUGAUGAUAGAGACGCGCUGCAAAUUCUUAUAGACGUGUUGUUGAAACGUGUCAGUGACCCCGAAUGGGAUAUUAUUGAUCUGCUUCCAGAGGAACAGACGGUGCCAUUUAGAAGUAAAAACGAAAGUGAGAAGUAUAGAGGUUACGACAUGAAGAAAUUAAGAAAGAAAAUCUCGCAGUUGAAAGCCACAGGAAUCACCAUUGAGGAUGUGAAGAAGUCUUCCGAAAACCUGUUCGUUCAGAUCGUCUAUACCCAUUACCAGCAGAAUCUCCAGACCAACAAGCUUCUAGACUUUGACGACUGCUUACUUUACUGCUACAAGAUUGUAUCGAGAUUCCCGGUGUUAAGCCACAUUGAACAUACGCUAGUGGAUGAGUUCCAGGACACGAACGAGAUCCAGCUUCAGUUAAUGUAUGAAUUUGCCAAGGGCCAUUUAACCAUUCCUUCCCUUCAGCAUAAUGUGACUAUUGUUGGAGACCCAGACCAGAGCAUUUAUGCCUUCAGGCAUGCUCAAAGUGGUAAUUUCGACAAAAUGAGACAGCAUUACCUACAGAGCCACCAAAUUCAAGCCAAAAUCAUCUCCUUGACGGAGAAUUAUAGAUCAACCACCGAUAUUUUGCAGGUUUCAGAGAACAUCAUGCGACAGCAGACAGAUAGAAUGACAAAAAACCUCCGGUCUCAGUUGGAGACUUCAUUCAAGCCAAUGAGAGCCGACCUUGAAUCUUCGGACCAGGAAGGUCGGUGGAUAGCUUAUCAGAUCGACCAUUUGAAGAGGUUUCCGGAUGGAUUGUUUAACUACUCUGAUAUGGCAAUCUUGGUUAGAUCAGCAUAUCAGACACGAGUCAUUGAGACCGAGCUCACUAAAAAGAAAAUUCCUUAUUUCAUGGUUAGAGGAAAGGCAUUCUGGGAACGCAAGGAAGUGGCUGCUAUGGUAGACUACUUGCGAUGCGUGGCCAAUGAGAACGACCGUAUUGCGUUACUACGAAGCUCGAAUUUCCCUAAACGUGGAUUGGGCCCUAAGUCGGUGACCGAAUUGGAUAGUAUCAUCGAAAAACAGCAAGUUCAGAAUGUUCAAAACGUGAGUCCAAUCCUGGUAUUCAAAACUCUCAGAUUGGUUGCGGAAUCGAAAUUUACCUGCAAUUUAGGACCUAAAGUGAAGCAAAGUCUUGAAUCGUUUCUCGAUAUCAUCGAGGAAGCUAGAAAAGAAUUGAACGAGGUGUACCAGGGUGCUAAUAAUCAGGCAGCAAUGGAUCAAUUUUUCCUGAAUUUGUACGUAAAAUCGGGAAUUAAAAAAGAAUUCAGCGAAGAUGUCAACUGCGAUCUCAACAUAAUGGAAGUGAAGUCGCAACUUAUGGACUUUGAAAUGCCCCCAGAAACAGAAUUUGGAAACGUGACUGAUACAGUUGAUAUUGAAAAUCUUCAAGACCCCGCCUCAGAUGUCAUCAAAGUCCCAUCAGGGACGGAAUUCCUCCUGACCUUCCUUUCUCUGGUGACUCUCUUUGAUACGAACCCUGAUGCAAAGGAAGGAGACGAGAAUAAGCCAAAAGUGGCCAUUUCCACAAUCCAUGGUGCCAAAGGUCUUGAGUGGCCGGUGGUGUUUGUUCCUGGAGUCAGUGAAGGACUACUCCCAGCAAGUUUUGCCUCUGCAGACGAUAACAUUGAAUCGAUCAACGAAGAACGGCGAUGUUUCUACGUGGCUACAAGCAGGGCCAAAACGCUCUUAUACCUCUCUUCGUAUACCGAUGGAGGAAAUUGGGGACGUCGACCAAUUGAGCGGCCAUCCAGGUUUCUAGAUAGACUUGGGCAUAUGUUCAGUAAGAAUACGCCAAUUGACAGUGAAGAGAAGCUCGACAGGCUUUACGACAUGAUGGAGAGAAAUAAAACCGGCAAGUUCGACUUUGCAGCCAACCACAAAAGAUAUGAAAUGUGUAUGAAUUCUUUUGUGAGUGGACAAAUUGAGGAAACUCCCAGUGAUAUAGGAUUCACCAAAGUGGGAAAAAUGACCACGAGAGACGUCAUGGAGAGCACCAGGGACAGCUUGGAAGCCCCCUGGAAAAGCAGCAGAAAGACCGGCUUCCAAGGCACCUGCUUAUAUCCCAAUGAGACCAAUGACAGGGCCAGGCAAAUCUACUAA